CGUUAUCUAUUAAAUGAAAAGUCAUUAUAGUUAGAUAAAUUAAUCUAAAAUGAUUUGUGGAAUUAAUGCAGUUUACGUAAUAAAAUAAUGUUGGAAAAUUCCUAAAACGAUUGAAGAGAGAUGACUUUUAUAACUCAAAAAUACAAUAGUCUCUCACAAUGAUAACCACAAAACUUUAUUUGUUCAAGUUAAGCAAUUUUACGUUUCUUAUUUGACGCAGCUAUGAAUAGUACAAAAAUUUAAUUUAUGAAAAUUGAACUUGAUAACAAACGGAUAUAAUAGAUAUAGUCCCCACUUCUAUGUGGAUAUAGUAUAUAACUAGUUGCAACACAAGAUGCAUAAAAAUACUUAAUCAAAAUGAAAGAUCGCGAAGUUGUUCAAAGUGUUUUAGAUUCCAUCAACCAAGAAAAUAAUAAAAAUCCCCCCGAAAUUGAAAUAACUCGAGGAUCACAAGAAGGUGAUGGUUACGUAUCAGAAACUUACGCUAUAUCUAUCAAAAACCAUAAAGGUGAAGUAACAAAUCUAUUUGUUAAAUCUUUACCUGACGAUAUAAAAUCUUGGAAAGAAGCGUUUGUUGAAGCCUUUAACACGGAGUACAAUUUUUAUACGGAAAUUUACCCCAUUCUUGAUCAAUUCCAAAGAAACAAAAAUGUUCAAGAUCCAUUUAACAAUGUGCCAAAACAUUUUUCCACAAAAAUUAAGAACAAUCAAACCCCACCGAUUGUGUUGGAAAAUUUAAAAAGUUUAGGAUACGUUUUAAGAGAUCGAAAGAAACCCAUUGAUGACGCCCACUUAGAAUUAUCCAUAAAAGCAUUGGCAAGAUACCAUGCAAUUAACUACGCCAUGAAAGAUCAACAACCAGAAAAAUACAAGAAACUAACAAUUGGUGUAGGUGAUGUUUUCGGAAAAUACUUGAUAAAAUUUGGAAUGGAGGAUACAAUAAAGAAAUGCGUCGAUCAACUCAUUAAAGGUUUUGAUCCUGUUAUGGAUAAAAUUAUUCUGGAUCAUUUAGAUAAUUUAACUGAAAGAUUAAUUGAUUAUCUCACAAAAAUUUUUCUCGAUUGCGACGAACAUUUCAUUAUGGGACAAGGAGAUUGUUGGUCGAAUAACAUGAUGUUUCUUUAUAAUGAUCAAACCAAACCAAUCGAUGUGAAAAUAAUAGACUGGCAAUGUCAAAGAAUUUCAUCCCCUCUUUUCGAUUUUUCUUACUUUUUCUACACAUUAGCGACGAAAAAAGAACUCGAUAACGCCGAACAUUAUUUGAAUCUUUAUUACGAUACAUUAUCGCAAAGAAUUACCGAAUUAGGAAGUAACCCACAAAAAGUUUUUAAUUAUCAAAUAUUUCGAGAACAUUACAGGAAAUAUUCACUGUUUGGAUUGUGUAUGGGUUUUAUUAAUGUUAAAGCUCAAUUAUUUGAAGAAGGUGAAGUUCCAAAUAUGUUAAAUCCCGGAGGAGAUGUAAACCCGUUAGAAGCUUUUUCAGGUAUUUUAAGAAAUCAAGAUGUUUAUGUUAAAAGAAUGAGGGAUUUAAUUGAAUAUUUUAUAAAUCAAGAUUUAUUGUAAUAAGUAUUGAUAAAAUUAAUUGUAUAAGUGUUUAUAUUGUAUUUCGAAUUAAAAUAUAUCAAUUAUUAAAAAACAUUAUGAAGAAAUUGUGAAAUACAAUUCUGAA
Messenger RNA from Onthophagus taurus, 1669 nucleotides. RefSeq lists its product as uncharacterized. NCBI's taxonomy places the organism in Eukaryota, Metazoa, Arthropoda, Insecta, Coleoptera, Scarabaeidae. The record is from RefSeq and is a predicted model, not a curated record.